Molecule: messenger RNA, 944 nt
Organism: Eutrema salsugineum
Lineage: Eukaryota; Viridiplantae; Streptophyta; Magnoliopsida; Brassicales; Brassicaceae
Product: transmembrane protein 18
Exons: 4
Coding region: 214-705 (163 amino acids)
Cellular component (GO): nuclear membrane
Source: RefSeq, a predicted model, not a curated record
AACUUCGAGAGCAAUAAGUUGACAAAAAAAAAAAAAAAAAGCCUUGAGCGCAAGCAAAAACUUGGCGAGAGCGUGAGAAAGUAGAGAGAAUUAGAAACUGAGAAAAACGAAGGAGAAGAAAAGGAUUUGAUUACUUAGAGAGUGUGAUUACAUACAUCAUCGCUGCGAUUUCAAAACUAGAAUCUGAUUUUUAAGGGUGAAUUUGAGUAGACAAUGGAGGAAAUAAGAUCGGCGAUGGAGCAGCAAAUGGAUCUCAUGGCGGAUCUGGUCCAGAAACUCUCCGGAGAGCUCCGAACCGGAUUACAACCUGCCUACGAGAAUUUCUUGGGAUUUUUCCACGCGAUUGAUUGGAAGGAACCUUGGAUUAUGGGAUUAAUGGCGUUUCAUGCUCUGUUGCUAAUGGUUACUCUUCUUUCUAGAAGGCAUCUUAACUUCCAUAUGUUCUUGUUCUUAAUGGCAUUGGCUGGGGUAUACUUUGCAGAGACUCUCAACAGGCUCUUGAGAAAAAACUGGAAGCGCUUCUCAACUCAAAACUACUUUGACCCGCAUGGAGUCUUCCUCUCUGUUCUCUGGUCAGGACCACUUCUGGUCAUUGCAAUGAUAAUCCUGAUAAACACACUGUUUUCGCUUUGCUACUUAAUCGUAAAAUGGAAAAGAGCAGAGCUCAGGCAUCGUGCAAGGCUUGCUCGUACCAAGCAGGAAUAGAUCCCAACUCUCUCUCUCUUAGCACAUCCUUUCUUACAUUUAUGUAUACUCACUUUGCAGCAACAAACCGUUUUGUUCUCUAAUGUAAUUCGCCGAAUCGAUUUGAACCGAACCAAACCGACCAAACCAAGCCAAUUACUUCUAUUUCGGUUUGUUUUGGUAGAGUUUUGAAUCCCCGAACUUAAUUUUCCCUAAAUCGAAAGAACACUUGCAUUAUUUAAAUCGAAAUUUUAGAAAUU